CCAACGAGUCAUUAGGAUUCAAUAAUAGUGAAAAAAUGGGAAAACGAUUGGAAAAUGUUGCAGCGAUGGCUUGCAUGACAACUUUGCUGAUGCUCUUCAACUUUGCGUUUUUGUGCUCAGGAAUUUUAAUGCUCUGUAUUGGCAUUUAUAUGAAAUGCCAAUUACGUGAUUAUGUGGAUGCAAGUAUGCAAGGAAGUGGAGCAGCUCUAUUGGCUCUAGCUUGUUUGGGAGCAGUUGUUGUCAUUGCAGCUUCACUUGCCUGUUGCUGUACAGCUCGUGGACAUCCUGCUCUACUUUAUCUGUAUGGAGCUUUCCUCGCAGUAAUCGCUUUACUUGAGUUGGGAGCUGGUGCAUCUAUUUAUUCUUAUCGAAGUGCAUUAACAGAAGGAUUUGAUAAAGGACUUAAUCACAGUCUCGAUGCGUAUCCAGACCCAAAAGCAAGAACUGCCCAUGUCGACUUCAUGCAGAGUCAGUUAGAAUGCUGCGGAAACAAGGCUUACACGGAUUGGUAUAAUAUGAAGCAACCACAAGCCGUGCCACUAUCCUGCUGUAAAGUUCCAAAAGAAGACUGCUUAACUAACGAUCCCAAUAAAAUUUACACCCAGGGUUGUUACAACCGAGUGAUUGAAUCGAUAAACAACAAUGUUGGUCUCGUAGCAGGAUGUGCGAUUGGUGUUGCAUUUUUUCCCCUAGUAGGAGUUUUUCUCGCUUGUUGUCUUGCCAAUAACAUUAACAAAGCAAAAUACGAGCAGGUGGCCUAGCCCCAGUAAUUUUGAAAUUUUUCCAACCGGAAUUGUUUCAACUCAAAUUUAAAUGAACCAUUCCAGAAAUAUUUUAUUUGUAGAACGAAAAAUGUAAUCUUCUUUAAUGGAAAAUGGAUAAAGAAUCUGAUGGAAUCAAGCAAACCCCACAAAAAGGCUUAUCAAUAAAGUGUACUAUAACAAUUAUGUGAGACCAUACAGAAAUACAACAAAUAUAACUGUUAUAAUAGUAUAACUUGCUGAGCUACACGAUUUUCAGCAAACUAAUGUGAUAAUUAUUAUUCCAUAGUACCACAAUUAUACAAUUCUAUAUUUAUUAUAUAAUUAUAACAUAAAUUAAGUUCAUGUGUAUAUAUUAUGUAUCAUAUUGUUUAUGUAAAUUAUGUAAAUUUGAGGUUUGCUGCGGGAUCGAACGAAUUAGUGAAUUGGUUUAAGAAAAUAGUUUUUAUGAAAUGAAAAUUAUAUAUAUAUAUUUUAUUAUUAAUAUUUAAUCUGUUUCUAUAAUAUAUUUAUGUUACGAUCAUAUUUUAUCUACAGCGAGAUAUACAUGAUUGUAUAUUAAAUGUAUAAAUGUCUUUGUCGUCUUCUCUCAUGUGAUCAGUCAAUUAUUUUGUUUUCACCUGUUUAACAUUAAUCGUGUAACGAGGAGAUAAACUUUAUCGCAUAAAUUAAAAAUGUACCUAUUACACAUUUAAGGACAGAUAUUGUACUCAAAAAGUAU
Molecule: messenger RNA, 1482 nt
Organism: Belonocnema kinseyi
Lineage: Eukaryota; Metazoa; Arthropoda; Insecta; Hymenoptera; Cynipidae
Product: tetraspanin-7-like
Exons: 5
Coding region: 36-761 (241 amino acids)
Cellular component (GO): membrane
Source: RefSeq, a predicted model, not a curated record